AUGGACCCAAAGUUCGAUGACAAUAGUAAGCCUGACAAAGGAACGAUUUUCAAUUCCAAAACACGUGGAAAAUUUGAUAUAAUGUAUAAAACUGUAUUUGUAUUGGCCUUCUUGGGCUUAUGUAUGUUUUAUUUCGCACCAACUGACGCUGCUAAAGGACCAGCUGUCACCAAUAAAGUAUAUUUCGAUGUAGAGAUCGCAGGAGAGAAAGUCGGUAGAAUCGUUAUGGGUCUCUACGGUAAGACCGUUCCAAAGACUGUCGAGAACUUCAGAGCUUUGUGCACUGGUGAGAAGGGUGUAGGAAAGUCCGGUAAGGCUUUGCACUUCAAGGACAGCAAGUUCCAUCGUAUUAUCCCAGGUUUCAUGGCUCAAGGUGGUGAUUUCACUCGUGGUGACGGUACCGGUGGUGAAUCGAUCUACGGUAACAAGUUUGACGACGAAAACUUCAAGAUCAAGCACAGCAAGGGUGGUUUAUUGUCGAUGGCCAACGCCGGUCCAAACACAAAUGGUUCUCAAUUCUUCAUUACUUUCACUCCAACCUCAUGGUUAGAUGGUAGACACACUGUAUUCGGUGAAGUUCUCGAAGGAAUGGAUAUUGUUAAGCAAAUGGAAGCUGUAGGUUCACAAUCUGGUACCACUUCAAAGCCAGUUAGAAUCAUCGAUUCUGGUGAAUUACCAUUAUAA
Molecule: messenger RNA, 684 nt
Organism: Heterostelium album PN500
Lineage: Eukaryota; Evosea; Eumycetozoa; Acytosteliales; Acytosteliaceae
Gene: cypB
Product: peptidylprolyl isomerase
Exons: 3
Coding region: 1-684 (227 amino acids)
Biological process (GO): protein peptidyl-prolyl isomerization; protein folding
Cellular component (GO): intracellular membrane-bounded organelle
Molecular function (GO): peptidyl-prolyl cis-trans isomerase activity
Source: RefSeq, a predicted model, not a curated record